Molecule: messenger RNA, 1772 nt
Organism: Monascus purpureus
Lineage: Eukaryota; Fungi; Ascomycota; Eurotiomycetes; Eurotiales; Aspergillaceae
Source: the annotation of a GenBank genome assembly
CAAUUCUCUGCCUAUCCACGACAUGGGAUACUCCUUAUACAUCGUUACCCACCACCGCGGCACCUAUUUGAAUACAGGAAGACCAAAGCCAUACCACUGGUCUUUUUUCAUCCAAAAGAAGACGGAUAAUGGAGUCAACCUCGGAAUAGCUAUCAGCUUCGCGGCAUGCCUGGAGUAUUCUACUACGUGGGUCCAGAAGAGAUUGAUCUUGCAAAGUUCAGUUCCCUCAAGGAUGAACUGUUGAUCGAAGAGGUUGAUGAAUCCAAACUCAGCCUGGUUCAUCAGCAUCUGAAGGAGUGCCGGAUCGAUACUGUGGAAUUGUCUGGGUGGAAUUGUCAAGGCUGGGCUUUGGAGGGUCUAGAGAAACUGAGGGCGGAUGGAUUUAUCUAUGAUGGGUACACACGUGAGAUCGUGAAGGCAUGGCUCAAGGAGAAAUGAGUGAUGCUUAGAGAUGCUGAAGGACUUUACCAAGUUCUAGAAUAUUUCUAUUUCACUGUCAAUCUCAAAUUCCUCCUGAUAAGAUAGCAUGACUUGAUCCACAAUAUCAAGUCGCCGGAUAUAAGGGAAUGCCUCCAAAAAUUUAUUUGCCUGCCUGAGCCCAGCAGCACGGGUAUAAGUUAUUUUGUCAAAUUAUUGAGAGGUUGAUGUUUCUGGCAACAGGCACAUAUUGCCACGACUAGGCUCAUGUACAUUAUUUGUUCUCCUAACCGCCGGAGUCUCUACGAAGACCAGCGGUUAGCUCUGCACAAAGGCUACACGCACGUUUACCCUUUCCUUUGAUCCCUUUACGCGUACCUUAGACACCUUCGCAGCCCGUAUCCGCGCUACUCCGCAUCUGUAACGCCUGACCUGCGCCCUUCGGACGGCAAGUCUCGCAACUCUCCACAGAUGUGGUGGUUCCCACAUGAUUGUUAGCAUAGGACGCGUUGGGACCAGUAUCUUGCUGGGAGGGGCACACUUGUUGUAUGGAUGUGAGGGUGGACACUUGUCUGAGUGCUGUCAUUCUGACCACUAGCUCUCUCACUGGACUAUUGAUAGUUGGCUGUAAAGAACAGGUUGAUGGACAAGUCUUCUUGGAAUUGAGAAGGCUGUUGACGGCUUGUGGAACUGAUAGCUAGAGAUCCAUGUUCUCCCAAGAUUUGUAGUUAGCUAGGAUUACUGGGUCAAUGGGGAUGUCGUCCUGUUCAUCUGGAAGCCUCAAGAACCCCUCCAGGCUUUCAUCCGAGCUAGAUAUACUUGGAGACAAUAAACCAUCCACUGCAGAGUCUCCCUGAAAGGGGGGCGGUGCUGUUUUGAAGAUCGCAGCAGGAAAUAAUAUUCGGUUCUGAGAUGCGAGGAAGCGCUGACUUCUUUGAAGAUGUCAUGCCAUUUUUAGCAAACUCUGGAUAUAUAUGCGGUUCCGGUACAGUUAUUUCCCGUGCUUGAGAUUGGGAAUUUGAUGGUGGUGGACACGGUUGGGUGCCCGCAUUGGUAGGCAUAUAAACUUCGGCCGGUGGCCGCGCAGGAAGAUGACGCUUGGGAGGUGGUAAGAUUUUUGGAAGGGAUUUAUGGUAAGUCUUAAGGCGAGGGAGAUUGGGUUCUUGGAGAGCAUGAAUUGGGUGAUUUUCGUUGUGAGAAUGGCUUCCAGUGAGGGGGAGUCCACAGCUUCAAGUUCUUCAUAUGAAAUGUGGGGAGCAUGUUGUGGGAAAUAAGGAUCUUCUAGGGCAUAUUGUGGCAGUCAGUAGAUUGAGAAGAGGGAAGAAAGAGGAUUUAAGAUGGAAGCUGGGGGAGAA